AUGGCCUCCGCUUCCUUCCGCGACUCGAUGAACUCGCUCGGCUGGAGCAGGAGAGAGGCAGACGCGCCCAUCAAUACCGCGCCGCCCUCCUUCCUGGGCCGCAUCCAGAACCUGAAUCCCUUCGGCGAGGGAGGCUAUGUUCGACUACCCAUCACAGAGGGCAACCCUGGCGCCCCUCUCCCAGCGCCUACCCGCAGAGAGGAGGAAGAGGGGUGGUUUGCGCUGAGUCGGUGGGACCGAUUGCUCGUGUUUGGUGGGCUGCUCAUUGCUGCCUUGGCAAUGUUUGCUACCUGUGUUGGCCUGAUGUUCACGCCUGUCUUUCUGCUCAGGCCGCGCAAGUUUGCCAUUUUAUGGUCCAUGGGAAGCGUUCUCUUUUUGGCAGCUUGGGGUGUCCUCAUGGGCCCUAUGCAAUACGUUCAGCACCUCAUCUCUGGUCCGAGGCUUCCGUUCACUGCUGCUUACUUCGGCAGCAUCGCUCUCACACUCUUCUUCUCUCUAGGUCUCCACAGCACCAUCUUGACCUUCGUUGCGGCUAUCGCCCAACUAGUAUGUCUAUUAUGGUACAUCGUCUCGUAUUUCCCAAUGGGCUCCACGGGCCUGCGGUUUGCAGGACGCUUUGGCGCGAACCGUGUGACAGCUUGGAUGAACGACUGA
Messenger RNA from Alternaria ventricosa, 654 nucleotides. RefSeq lists its product as uncharacterized. The record is from RefSeq and is a predicted model, not a curated record. Gene Ontology annotation, biological process: vesicle-mediated transport. Bases 1 to 654 code for a protein of 217 amino acids. Lineage: Eukaryota; Fungi; Ascomycota; Dothideomycetes; Pleosporales; Pleosporaceae. Gene Ontology annotation, cellular component: membrane. The transcript is spliced from 5 exons.